Messenger RNA from Brassicogethes aeneus, 1974 nucleotides. NCBI's taxonomy places the organism in Eukaryota, Metazoa, Arthropoda, Insecta, Coleoptera, Nitidulidae. The record is from the annotation of a GenBank genome assembly.
AUGGCAAACGAAAAUGAAAAUGAAUUCUUAACCUCAACAACAAACAAUAAUGAUGAAGAAGGUACAAUAUUUAGUGAUGGAGACUAUUCAGAUGUAGACAUUGAUUAUAACCCGGAAAACGAAAAUAGUUCCUCUGACGACUCAUCUGAAAAUAAUGAAAACCAUCCUGAAAACGCCAAUCAAAUUGAACGUCAGACCGGAAAAAAAAGAGUUCGCCGAACUUCAAUGUGGAAAAGAGAAAGAGCAAAAAAAUUAAGGAACGAGGGAAAGAUGUACGUAGAUCGCAAACAAAAGGUACAUGGACCAAAGAUGCUUCGAGAGUACAACCAUCGAUGCAGGUACAACUGUAAUAAUAAUAUUUCUGAACAAAAUCGUCAAGCUCUAUUUGACGACUUCUGGAAACUUGGAUCUUGGGAGUUGCAAACUUCCUUUCUAAACGGAGCUAUUGCGUUAGAGCCUGUAAAGAGGAAAAAUCAAGCCGCAAUUACCAACAAAAAUAUUUCUUGUCUGUACAAACUUAGAGAGUUUAGAGUGUGCAAAGAAUUUUUUAUGAAAACUCUUGAUGUUUCCAAUAAACGGAUACAGAACUUGGUCAACAAAAAAAAAGAUCUUAUAUCUGGUGUAAGCCCUCGUGAUAAAAGAGGGAAAAAGGAGCCCAGCAAUAAAAUUUCUAAAGAACGUGUUGAUAUCAUUAAGGAGCAUAUAAAUUCAUUUCCACGUUAUUCAAGUCAUUAUUCAAGAUCAAAACACGUUACAAAAAAAUACUUGAACCCAAGACUCGAUUUGAAGACAAUGUACAAACUGUAUGUCAGUUUUUGUCAGGAUGUAAAGUAUACAGAGCCAGUUAAAGAAAGUUUUUAUAGACAUAUAUUUAACACUCAAUUUAACUUGAGUUUUCAUCGACCAAACACAGAUACUUGUAUAACGUGUGACAAAUUUCAAGUUAUUAUCGAUCAUGAAAAUGAUUUGGAAGUAAAACGACAGGCAGAAAUUCAAAAAGAGUUGCAUCUACGCAAAGCAGCUGCAGCCAGACAAGCUAAAGAUGAAUGGCAUCAUAAUGAUGACGAAACUAAAGUGGCUAUAUGUUUUGAUUUACAAAAGACUAUGCCAACACCUAACCUGUCAAAUUCUAAAGCAUAUUAUUACAGACAGCUUUGGACAUACAACCUAAAUAUACACAAUCUCACAACGGGAAAUGCACAGAUGUUUGUCUGGUAUGAAGGACAAGCUUCGCGAGGAUGUCAGGAAAUUGCAUCCUGCUUGCUAAAAUUUAUUAAAACCCUUCCUCAUCAUGUGAAGCACAUAACUGCUUUUAGCGAUAAUUGUGGUGGGCAGAAUAAGAGCCAUAUUAUUGUUAAAUUUUGGCUCUAUAUUAUAAAAAAUACACACAUUGAAAGUGUUGAUCACAGAUUUUUAAUUUCGGGACACUCUUAUAAUGAAUGCGACCAGGAUUUUGGCCUGGUAGAGCUUAGAAAGAAAAAAGUUCUGACAGAUCUGUAUGUUCCCGAACAUUGGGCAAAUCUAAUUGCAUCUUCUUGCCGCAAGUUUAUGGUAGUAACGAUGCAAGAUGAAGAUUUUGUUAAUGUAUGUACCCUUUUUCCAUAUUUUAAGAAAGCGGUUCAAGGAAUAAGAGAUAUGCAAUGGUUUCAUUUUGAAAAGAAACAUCCCUACACUUUGUUUUAUAAAAAUAAUGCAGCUAGUGAUAUAGGUUCAUUUUCAACUAUACAGAUGAAGUCCACAAGGGCCGGUCGAAACUUGGCAACAUAUCGAGAACUUUCUGUGGUGGCCGAAAAACCCAAAAUAAAAGCCUUAAAGUAUGCGAAUCUAAUGGAACUUUUAAUGUUUGUACCACCAAUUUACCAUGAUUUCUUUAAAAAUAUACCUUACGAAAAUGAACCAAAACGUAACGAAGUCCAAAGUAAUGAAGACGUCGAUGUAAAUGAUGAUAAUGUGUAUUCUACAGACGAAGAUUAA